This is a messenger RNA of Chionomys nivalis (European snow vole), 6898 nucleotides long. It is a transcript of the gene Trmt61a, whose product is annotated as tRNA methyltransferase 61A. The transcript has 4 exons. Gene Ontology annotation, cellular component: tRNA (m1A) methyltransferase complex; nucleus. Gene Ontology annotation, biological process: tRNA methylation. The coding region runs from base 5184 to 6056 and encodes 290 amino acids. The record is from RefSeq and is a predicted model, not a curated record. NCBI's taxonomy places the organism in Eukaryota, Metazoa, Chordata, Mammalia, Rodentia, Cricetidae.
CCGGGAAGCGCAGCUUCUGCGUAUUAUGGCUGUUGGAGAAGGGCAUGGCGGCGGCGACGGGCUGCAGGAAAGCGCAGGGUCAGAGGAGGUCUGCACACCAUCCUCCAGGGACCUGCAGACCGCUCGGGACCUCCGUGGCUUCCCCCGGACGAUGCCAAGGUCAGCGGGGUCUGCACCCGGCGACCGUGCAUCCCUGGGUCCCGGGUGGGUCCGGUGCGCGCUCCCGGCAACACGGCUGCGCGUGACACCCCAGUCCCGCACCCCUCCGCGUGGCGCCCCGCGCGGUUACCCCUGACCCUUGGACUCGCUCACCAGGAUGCCGGACAGAGCGGGGAUGCAGACUGUCUAACCAGCUCCAGGCGCAGCAAAGACGAACGGCGGCCGCUCGCUGCUCCGGCGCUCUUAAGGGACGCGUCGCCAGCAGCCCAUUGGCGGCUAUUUAUAGCCCAUUCAUUCUAUUGGUCCGUGCUUUGGGGUGGUGCCGUUGCUUUGUCCGUGGCAGCAGCCCUUGACACCCCCUAGCAGCCCACCCCAGCGGUCCCCGAGUCUCGACCCCGCGUAGCUUAGUUAUCCCCCGCGGCGCUCUCGCAGGAUCCCCAAGGCAGAACCCCAGGGCCUUCAGUAUUCUUGGUAGACCUACUUCACACAUUGCCUCGCAGCGGGAAACUGAGUCUGGAAAGCCAGCUUGUGCUGGGGCUCCUGCCUUCCCCCUCCUCCUCCCUUGUCUGGCAGACCGCGGUGGCAAGGGGCCUAUCGAGAGCUUCCAGGUCUUUAACAUUAGGUACGGCGUCCAUCCACUGCAUCCAGGCGGUACGAAAUGGCUCAGAGCCACUGACCUUCCUCAAGGUGCCCGCAGGCAUCUCCUGGGUGUUCUUGAUGCAGCACCAGAGGCGCAGUCUGGCUGAGGUCCAGCCCCGAAGCACCCAGGGUGUUCUGACCUUGGGCGGACUCUGAGGAACCGAGCCAAAACAUUUGGACUUAGACCCUAAAAGAUUCAAGACACUGAGCUGUGAGAGACUGUCUUGAGAAUCCAAAUCUCCAUCCCCUGGCCCUUUCCUCAGGAAACCGGUUCCUACCUCCCCACCCACAAAGACAGUACCCACAGUCAAGAGGCAAACGGAGUGGAGAAAGCACCAGUUAAAAACAAGCUCACUAAUCAGAACCAACACACGGAAACAGUCUCUCUUCCCCAGCCUCACACACCCAAGUAUGAGGAAAUGUGGACGCCUGACCCCAGACAGUGCCGGCUGUGAACUCCUCUGUGAAGACAGGCAUUCGCACCCUGCCUGCAGCUGCCAGCCACUUCAUCUUUUCUGGAAAGUAAUUUGGCAGUAUUUAUUAUAAUAAAAAUAUGGUCUAGCUCCAUGACCUAGCAAUCCCAGGAAUUCUAGGAAUCCAGAAUAGAAAGGACAGUGUCCCUUCUCUGCAGAUAGAUCAGGAAAUGUGUAGUGGGAAAGACUAGUUCGGGUUGGACCUGAUGCUGGUCUCUGAGGAGGGAGGGCACUAGCCGUCGGUGGAAAAGGGUGCAGAAUGGCGGCGGUGCUGUUGGUAAAAUAUAGAAGUGAGCUUUCAUGUUUAAUGUCCUCUCACCCCCCUCACUCACGGCUGCACUAAUAAAGCAAGACUAGGGAGCCUAGCUGGGUGGUGGUGGCACAGAUCUUUUAUCCCAGCACUCGAGAGGCAGAGGCAGGUGAAUCUCUGUGAGUUCGAGGCCAACCUGGUCUACAAGAGCAAGUUCCAGUACAGGUUCCAAAGCUACAUUGAAAGCCUGUCUCCAGAAAAAAAAUCUAGAGAGCCUCUCAUUCUUGUGCAUUUGAUAGAAUCCAUUCAGGUGCCAGAUGCAAGGAAAACAAGAAGGAGAUGCACAAGGGGAAAGGAUCUCUGCCUUCCUGCCGGAGCCGGGCUGCCCUGAACGAAUGACUGCGGGAGGGAUGGCAGGAUUCCCAGGCUUGAGGGAUGAUGUGCUGGAGCUUCAGCAGAAGGCUGUGGAGUGGAGAACUCAGAGCAGAAAGCCUGCCUGCCGGCCUGCCUCUACCUAAGUCACCAUGAAGGACCACAGCUGCACUGUCCUCAGAGAUAACUAGUGAAUCCACCUGUUCUCUCGCUCUUCUGUUUGAGACAAGAGCCUGUAAACCAGGCUCCUCUUGCCUCAGCCUCCCAAGUCCUAGUAUUAUAGGGUUGAACCACCGUGCCCAGUUCAAGUCACUAUUUUGUAAGCCAAUUAAAACAACCCCAUAUAGAAAAGUGCAUGCUGGGGAUGGUGGUGUCCAGUUCCUUUAAUCUCAGCAUGCAGGAUGUAGAGGCAGGUGGAAUUAUCUGCGAGUUAAGGCCAGCCUAGUGUACAUGGUGAGUUUCAGGACAGCCAGGAUUACAUAGAGACCUUGACACCCCCCCCCCCAAAAAAAAGGUAUGUGGAGACAAACACCUAUUAUGCCAGCACAUAGGAGGUGGAGGCAGGAAGAUCAGGAGUUCAAAGGCAGCCUGGGCUCCAUGAGCUCCUGUUUCAAAAAAAAAAAUCCCCAGGCUAGACAGCAGGUGUGCCAUAAGCUUAUAAUCCCUGUAUUCUAUGCCCCCUUCAGCCUCCUCAGAAAUAUCUGCAGCUGACAACCACAGUACCUACCCUUCUCAGGGAAACUGGUUCGGCAUGAGCCCCAAAUGCUCAAGUUUCUGUCUGUUUCUAGAAAUAGAGAGGAAGCAAAUUUGGUGUCCAGGCUUGGGUGGGGGUAGGGGGUUUAGGACUUCCUCUUUGUCUCCAGCAUUUACAGUUUCUCUGCCUCCUCUCCUCCUUUACCCGCCUCCCAUCUCCCUGCGAGGACAAGGCCAGGACUCUAGUAAAGGUGAGGAACAGAAGGCAGUUGCAAGUCUGUCCACCGUGGCAGUGAAACCACACCCAGUACUGGAACAGGCACCUGUGACCUUCAGCCUCGGCCUCGUUCUAAGACCGAAACCUAAAGGAAGAUUGGCCACUGAGAGAAAGUACAGGCUCAGACGCCCAGAUAUCCCCCGGUGGUCCUAGGGUGCCUAACUUUGGGGGACAGACAGCAGAGACAACAGCAGGGUAGAGAGACGAAGGGCCCUUCACAGACUGUAGACCACAUAUCAGUGUGAGGCCCCCCACUUGGGGGGCAUUGCUCAGAAGUCCUGGAGGCCCUCACAGCAAUGGAGAAAGGUCAGGGCCUGCUUAUUCAGCCUAGACCCGACUGGGCCCUCUGCUAUCCUUGGCAAUCACAGUAGCUGCUUUGGCAGCUUCUGGGCAAGAAGCUUGGUGACAUCACUCAGUAGAAUUAUGGUUCCAUCUCCUUAGAAAUCACACCAAGUCAUACAUUGACCUCAGGGCCUGGAUGGGGCCUCAAAGGAGUCCCAGGUAUUUUCUUCACAAGCAUUGUCCAGCCCAGCAGGGCAAGUACAGGCACAGACAGCCAGGCUCUAGGUUCCACAUAGAGGCCACUCUCAGUCCUGUGCCCAGGAUGCAUUGCUGCUUCGCUGCUUCCUGGCUCGUGGAAUGCAAAGGGAAAGUUGGCAAGGGUAAAGAGAGGGGCAGGGGCUGCAGGGCACAGUGAAACAGGAGGCUAUGCCAGUCAGAGGGAACUCCUCUUUGUUCUUUAUGGGUUUUGUUUCUUUUUUGAGACAGGAUUUCUCUGUAGCUUUGGAGCCUGUCCUGGACCUAGCUCUUGUAGACCAGGCUGGCCUCGAACUCACAGAGAUCUGCCUGCCUCUGCCUCCCAAGUGCUGGGAUUAAAGGCAUGCACCACCUUGAAAAAUCCAAGCUGAAGCUAGGCAUGACGAUAGCUAGCUCUGAGAAGGUGGACUGGAGAAGGGACACAGGAGGAACAGGGAUACAGCAGUGGACAGCUGGGACCAAGGGAAAACCCCUGUUGAGCUCAUCUAGAGACAUAGUCAGCCCUGGUUUCCAUGCCGCUGAGAGGCUGGGGAAGAGGAACCUCCGAGGAGAAGUGGAAAGUCUAACUCUCCAGAGGAGCAAUUAGGGUGUGGAUUGGGCUGUGCACCACCAGGGAGUGAGUAGCCUACUAGAACAGGGACUGUGGAGCCAAGGGCUGGGAUGUCUCAGCUAACGGCUGUGCCUUCCCAGCCUGCGAGACCAAGAAAGCCUCAUUGCCUAUCCUUCCUGGCUACCAGAUCAAGGCCAGCUAGGGCAGAGACCUGGAGAGGUCUAAUGUCAGGAACCUGGGUUCCUUCACACAGGCUGGCCUAGUCUGGCCCCUGAGGAGUCCCACUAGCCAGCAGGACUCUAGGAAGGGCAUGUUUGUGGAGCCGGGCCACCCCCACUUUACCAGGCUACAGUAGCCUGGUGGCUGGAGACUGCAGCCCAGAGUUGGACACUGCUACUGGUUCUGAGUAACUCAAGUCUCAUGCCCUCCAGUUCCACUAGCUGAGGACUGCAGGAACGCUCUUCACUCCCCACCCCAGCGCUCCUCCCCUCUCCACUUCAUGCUCCAUUCCGGGGAAGAACCUUUCCACGGGGGCUCUGAUUCAGCUGUGCUGAGACAAAACACUCCUACAACUUCCCCUUUCCGCCUGGUCUCCAGCAGCCCCUCCCCCAGGCCACGCGUGAGCCCAGUUCAUCCAGCUCUCAAGAUGCCAGGGAUAGCAGGGCCUGGCUUAGGGCCACUUUUGCGGAAUGCUCCAGACUACCCCUGCUCCCUAUACUUGGCCAGGCCCUGGUCAAAGUCUCUGGGUGUCCCACCGCUGCCUCCGGUUCCACUUUCUAGGAUUCGUCCUGGGCUCCAGGCAGGGUGUUUCGGAGCUGUUUGCAGUGACGAAAUGUUCUGGUGGGCUCUAAUAAGGAAGCCCUGGGGUUACACAGUUGUCAAAGUGCACUUUAGGGGUAGGCGUAUCCAGCGGGCAGAAGCUCCAUGCUCUGGGCAACCCUAAAAGGCGGCACGCAGACAAACCGCUGGCGAGGAGAGGACUUUUAUUUUGCACACUGCUCGAAUCUCUUAGGCAACGCGCAAGUAUGCACAGAAGAUCACGGGCGUGGAGACGCCAGCCAGGAAGCAUCCUCUGGGAGCGCGCAAAGGACAGAGCAGAGUCUCCCAGCAAUCUCUGCGUUGUUAUUGAUGUCAUCAAAGAAGCGCCGGAAGUUUGGCUGCCGCUGCGGAGCCACGUGUGGAGCAGAGAGCCGGUGUAAGCUGGGUCUCUGACACUUGGCAGGUGUUAACACCAUGAGCUUCGUGGCAUACGAGGAACUGAUCAAGGAAGGCGACACAGCCAUCCUGUCACUGGGCCAUGGCUCGAUGAUGGCAGUGCGUGUGCAGCGUGGGGCACAGACCCAGACCCGGCAUGGCGUCCUGCGGCACUCAGUGGACCUUAUUGGCCGCCCAUUUGGCUCCAAGGUGAUCUGCAGCAGAGGCGGCUGGGUGUAUGUACUUCACCCCACUCCUGAGCUCUGGACCGUGAACCUGCCCCACCGCACACAGAUCCUCUACUCCACCGACAUUGCCUUACUCACCAUGAUGCUGGAGCUGCGACCCGGUUCUGUGGUCUGUGAAUCAGGCACGGGCAGCGGUUCUGUCUCCCAUGCCAUCAUCCGCAGCAUCGCCCCCACUGGCCACCUACACACAGUGGAGUUCCACCAGCAGCGGGCCGACAAGGCCCGGGAGGAGUUCCAGGAGCAUCGCGUGAGCCAGUGGGUGACUGUGCACACCCAGGAUGUGUGCCGCAGUGGCUUUGGUGUCACCCAUGUGGCUGAUGCUGUCUUCUUGGAUAUCCCAUCACCCUGGGAAGCUGUGGGCCAUGCCUGGGAUGCCCUCAAGGUUGAAGGUGGGCGCUUCUGCUCCUUCUCUCCAUGCAUCGAGCAGGUGCAACGCACGUGCCAGGCACUGGCAGCCCGAGGCUUCACCGAGCUCAGCACCCUGGAGGUGCUGCCGCAGGUCUACAAUGUACGCACCAUCAGUCUGCCAUCUCCUGACCUGGGAGCCAGUGACUCAGAGGUCAACGUGGGCUCCGAUGCCAGCCCCUUCCGUAGUGGCACACCAAUGAAGGAGACUGUGGGCCACACUGGCUACCUGACUUUCGCCACCAAGACUCCAGGCUAACAGGCCUGGGCAGGAAUACCACGAGCAAGCAAGGAGGCCAGAGGCUGCCUUAUAUGGUCAGCCACUGCCUGUGAGGCUUGUGUUUAGAAAUAGUUGGCAGGGUUGGGGGGCAGGGGCCUCCUGGGUAGUCGAGGGGGGUGAGUAGGCUGGCCCUGUUCAGGAGGGAGGCAUUGCCGGCUGAGAGGGAAGCCUCCGCCCCAUCACUGCUCCCCCAGGCUCUCUUUGUUGUCAACAUGAAGUCCCCUCUGCCAGAGGCUCUCCUGGUUGCUGAGACCAGCUGGUACAAGCUGAGGGCGGAGGAAGCCCUGGGCACUGCUUGAAGCCUGGACUGACCUACAGGGGCAGUGAACUGUCCCUUCCCUGGUAAAGGCUCCAACCACUGGUGGUUCAGAGCUUAGCCAAAAGCUGUGGUUGAGCUAACCCAGAAAGCCUGGCCCUGCCCUCAUCUCCUCUGUAUCCUUGGGACUGGAGCCAGGCUGACCUGGGGAUCCAAGGAGGUGACCCCAUAGUCUUGAGUGCUGCGUGGGCCACGUGUGAGCGCACUUGUGCCCAGGAUCCCUGAUGUGCUGUCCUCUGGGACUAGGCUCGUCCUGUGCAAAGGGAGUCCAGUAGGCGGGUCUACGCCCCCAGUGAUCUCUCAAGCCCACGUUGGAGCUGGGGUCAGAGAGGGGCCAUGGAAGAGGUGGCAUAUGGCCUAGGAGCUCUGGCUGUGGCCCUGCUGCACAUGUCACCUUGGGGCUGCCCUGCAUCUGCUGCUGAUGCAUGGAACCAGCCUUUGGGAGAAUUGUCUGUGUCCUGUUGGCCCCUGAGCGUACCUAGUGGAGCAAUAAAUGUUCUGUCUU